UUACACCACAGCUAUUGGCUGUUCUAACUUCUAGACUCUAGCAGUAGAUAUUGAGUUAGAGUAACAGUUUGUGAAUUGUGAUAUUGAACUUCGAUUAUUUAUUAACACAUCAAAAAGUCUAUUUAAAUCAGUUUUAUAUAUUUAAAAAAUCCCAGAUUCUUGAAAUAUAUAAGAAACAGUCAGAGGUGAAAACUCAAAAAUACUUUUACAUCUGAGAACCGACCUUCCUCAUAAUGUACAGACCACAUUAUAACCAGUUUUUGAAUAAUCAACAAAAUAAUCCUAAUCCAAGAUUAGAUCCACAGUGGAAUAGAAACAGUACCCGAGACCACUAUUCACCAAGGAGAUUUAACAAUCAUCCAUUUUCACAACCUUAUGGUAUCAAUCAAGGAUUUCAAGCUCAUAGUAAUGAAUACUGGUGCGAAACUUGUGACAGAGGAUUCGCAGGACAAGUUCUACUUGAUAACCAUAAAAAACAACAUCAGAAAUGUAAUAUUGAUGGCUGCCAAUUUAUUGCUCAUCCAAAAGUUAUUACUAAACAUAUACAAAUGCAACAUUCAACUGGCCUGUAUAAAAAGAUAGCAAAUUUAAACAAUCCAGAGGAAAUUGAAAAAUGGCGAGAAGAAAGACGAAAAAAAUAUCCAACAAAAAGUAACAUAGAUAAGAAAAAAUUAGAACUACAGGAAAAAAUUGAAAGAGGAGAAAAAAUGGGUAUAAAAGCUGUAAACACUCAAGAUGGACACAAAAGGAGACAUAGAUUUGGUGAUAAAUAUCCCAGAAAAGAAAAUAAAAUUAUAAAAAGAACCAUUCCUUCAUAUACUAAAAGACCAAUAGUACCCAAAAAGAUAGUAAAAUUUGAUACAGAUCAAGAUGGAAGACACCUUAAGCCAUUUGCUGGUAUACAACAGUUAAUUGAAGACACAUCAGAAAGUGAGCCUUCGUCACCAGAACCUUCAAAAGUUCUUAUAGAUGAUGAUGAGUUUGUAGAUGAUCCAAACAUUACUUCAGAAACUAAACCAGUGGUGUGCGGGGCUCUUAUAUCUUUAUUAAAUGAUUAUGGUUCAUCAGAUGAUGAAGAUAACUCAAACACAAUACAUGAGAAAUGUAUAGUUGCACCUGUUUUUAAGGAUGAAACUCAACAGCUGGAUGCAAAAAUUAACCUGGAAGAUGAAGAUAGUGGUCCAGAAGAAGUACAGGUUAUUAAAGAAAUCGUAACACCUACUUUAUUAAAUACUAUGACACAAACAAAACCGUUACCCAAAUGUAAAAAACAAGAUAAAAUCAAAAUACCUCAAAAUAGUUUUAAACGCAAAUUGCCUUCUACGUUACUUGAAAAGCUUUUGAGCAGUGAAAUACGAAAAGAAAGAAAUAUUGUUCUUCAAUGUAUAAGAUACAUAAUUAAGAAUAAUUUUUUGGAUAAAGAUCAUAAGUAGUAUAUAUAGACGUCAGCACAUAACAAAUAGACAACUACUUGUUUGCGUAUUUAUAAUAUAUUUGGAUUCAAAAUUAUUAGUUUUUACGUUUUCAGUCAUUAUUCAUUCAGUCUCAUGGCCCUUACCUCACGGAAGUUCCACUUUUUUAAGCUUUCAGACUUAGUUCUAGCUUAAUCUUAAUAUUUUUUUGUACAUUUAUACAUUUACAGACUUUGUUCUGUCAAAUAGAAUUGGAUUGUGGCAGUUUAUUGUUCCUACCUAUUUUAUAGUUAGCUCAAAAAUCUGAACAGAACCGUCACCCUAAUGAUAGGGCAGUGUGUAAGGGUCAGCUCGGGUGACCAAAAGUAUCUUCGCUUCCACGAACUUUGGCCAUCAUUUUGGGACCCACUAAAACACCCCGACUGGGAUGUCUGCCAGAGGGCUUCAAACUAAGAGGCGAACUUAAGGUUCAAACCUGAUUGGAAAAUAAUCUAAAGGGACAAAGGCAACCUAAAGGUGACAAAUAUUUAAAAAGUGGAUAUUAUUAUUUAGUUUGGUUUGUAGCAUUUCGGGUUCUUCUAAGUUACUUCGUCUUAUAGGAGGCAUAACGAAUAUAAAUAAAUUGUGUCACAUGCAAUAAUUAUAAGGUGAACGCUUUUUUAACUUGGUUUGUUUGACAGAUGUAAUGACGUGAAAACUGAUGCAUUUUAUGUCGCGUUCCGUAACUAAAACAAAAGAAAUAAUAUCGCGAACCCAACCAAAUUAAAAAUCAGUAUAGUAAUGAUCUAUAGCUCAUAAAAUUUUUGAUUAUUCAAUUUGGUCGGUUUCGCGAUAUUGUCACUUUUGUUGUUCGGAACGCGACAAAAUCCUCCUACACACGCACACUGUUUUGAUAGAUAUGAUUGAAUUUGAACUUUGUGCAGCGAUAAUAAAGUGCAAAUAGACUCUGACGUUAGGAAUACACCUACAUUGCUUAGACAACAGUGAGUGCUUGUAAUUUAAUAUGAACUUUAUUGAAUAGCAAUAAAGUUCAAAUUGACUCUACAUUUUAUUUACAAAACGUUUGUUUUUCUUGCCGUAAAAACCAUCCUUAGACUUCAACGAAC
Molecule: messenger RNA, 2518 nt
Organism: Pieris brassicae (large cabbage white)
Lineage: Eukaryota; Metazoa; Arthropoda; Insecta; Lepidoptera; Pieridae
Gene: Nufip
Product: nuclear fragile X mental retardation-interacting protein 1
Exons: 3
Coding region: 234-1433 (399 amino acids)
Biological process (GO): box C/D snoRNP assembly
Cellular component (GO): nucleus
Molecular function (GO): RNA binding
Source: RefSeq, a predicted model, not a curated record